AUGUUCUGCCUUGUAGAUAAAAGGUGCUAUCUCAGUACGACUAUGAUACGAGUUUGGUAUCAUGUGUCGAGCCUUGCUUUCAGAGUGUUCUCUAAAGCUGUUGUUACGUUUACAGAAAGGAGUCAGGGCAUUGUUAUUGCACUACAAUGUUCUAAAGGUGGACAAAACAGACUGGAUAUUUGGAUUCAGGGGAGAUUGAUGUUUGCAUGUGAUGUUGCCAAGAGGUGA
Sphenostylis stenocarpa is the source of this 228-nucleotide messenger RNA. The record is from the annotation of a GenBank genome assembly. Lineage: Eukaryota; Viridiplantae; Streptophyta; Magnoliopsida; Fabales; Fabaceae.